This is a messenger RNA of Paramecium tetraurelia, 366 nucleotides long. RefSeq lists its product as uncharacterized. The transcript has 2 exons. Lineage: Eukaryota; Ciliophora; Oligohymenophorea; Peniculida; Parameciidae. The record is from RefSeq and is a predicted model, not a curated record.
AUGAAAUUUUAGAGAAUCUAGACUACAUUUAACAUCUUUAAUGGACAGGAGAAGAUGUUGGAGAAAUGGUAUUUUGAAGGGAAGAAAUAAGAGAUUUGGAAAGAGUCGAUUAAUAAUUACAGAAUGUAUAUUAUAUUCAUUAAUACUAACAGAAGGGCUUAAGUAUUUUAAAGUGGCGAAUACUUGAAUAACUAGAGUAAGGGAUAUUGGAAAUUUAUAUUUGAAGAUGAUGAAAUUGGAGGUGGAUAUUACAAUGAAUAUGGUUUGAAAUCUGGUAAAAGUUUAUAUCAGUAAUCAAAAUAAUUAAAAUUAAUUAAAGCUAAAGCUAAAUCACUUAUGAAGGUGAAUACUAAAAUGGCGUUUUGA